Messenger RNA from Neospora caninum, 14028 nucleotides. RefSeq lists its product as hypothetical. Gene Ontology annotation, cellular component: dynein complex. The record is from RefSeq and is a predicted model, not a curated record. The transcript is spliced from 62 exons. The coding region runs from base 1 to 14028 and encodes 4675 amino acids. Gene Ontology annotation, molecular function: dynein light intermediate chain binding; minus-end-directed microtubule motor activity; ATP binding. NCBI's taxonomy places the organism in Eukaryota, Apicomplexa, Conoidasida, Eucoccidiorida, Sarcocystidae. Gene Ontology annotation, biological process: microtubule-based movement.
AUGGCAUUUGACGUUAGGAAGUCAUGGCUAAAGAAGAAAGUUCUCGACCUGCUCGGAGCUCAACCUUCCCAAUGGGAUACCCUCCUUAGCCGGAAUGAGCAAGCUGCUGACAAGCAGGUCAUGACCUUCUUGAACAGCAGCUCCCAAGGAGAGUCACUGCUUUUCUACCUCCGACCGCACGCCGAGAUUGGACAAAAUGGCAGAAAUCCUCUUCCUGUUCAUGAGGAUUGCCAUUCGAGUGAAGAACUCGCCGUCGCUGUCAACUUCUUACCUCGUGGUGACACGGUACGACUUGUGGCUUACGCGGUUAAGACCCAGACUGGCAUGAUCGACGUGACUGGAAAGGCGAUCAGCCAGGAAAUGAAUCGAUGCGUCGCAGUUGGUACGGCGGACGAACGUUUCAUCUACGAUCUGCGCUCUCUGAUGGAGGACUUGUACCUGCCAUUGCUAAAGGAUCCGGACGUUCCUGGCGACUGCAAGGGGGACGAGUCUCUACCGGAGCAAUCCAGUUUCGAUGCAUCUCCACCCGCUAACGACCAGCCUUCAGAACCUGCUGACAAGCGAUCAUUCGUCAAAGCUGACAGACGGCGAAGCUCGCAUGGCUCUGCGUCCGAGGAAAACCUGAGUGACCGCAGAGAUCUAGUGACCGAUGACGGCACGGCGUCAGAAGAAGAGACCGAUGGAGGCACUACACCAAAGGCACGUGGCUCUAUUUACAGGCAGCCUGUGACUCCUAACUUGUCGGGGGAGAAGACUUUACCGAACGCUCCUCGACACCAGGUUGCUACCACACGCGCUAUCGACCUGUCGGAGACAUGCCGACAUGAGCUGGCCACCGCCGCCGAGAAACUUACAGCAAGAAUCAGACUGGCAAUCAAUGAGGUGUGCGAAGCGGUUCCUCUUUGUGUGCCGUCUGAGGACCUCGACGGCAUGGCUGACUCGAGAGACGCGCAUCUCAUAACUGCCGUCGAAGCAACCAUCGAGAACUGGACCCAGCUGACAGUCCACAGGACACAGCGAGUUAUUAAAUGGUUGAAAAAUGCCAGUCCUGAAUCAAAGAGCUUGGAGGCCUUCUACAGUCGGUUUGAAGAGCUUCAGAAACUGUAUCUGGAGGCAAAGGACACCGUCCGGUUCUUGUCGACACUGGAAAGGCACUUCAAGAGCCUAGCCACAGGCUCUCUCAAAGUCGUUGCUGAGACGAUUGGUCCCUUGCUGAGUGCCAUCCGGAUGGUUUGGAUUACCUCGCGCCACUACAACACGGAUGAAAAGAUGCAGCCGCUCAUGAUUCGCGUUGCUGAGCAGAUUGCAGACCGAGUCGCGGAUGCAGUCAAACCCAGCACGAUCUUGCUUGGUGACGUGUCGAGAGCGGGACCACUGGUCAGAGAGGCGAAGAUCUGCCUGGACAAGUGGCAAGAAUUGUAUAUGGAUGUUCGCAAGAAAAUCGAGGAGUCCGAGUGCGAUAGGAGGUGGGAGUUUGAUCGCCGGAAACUGUUCAGUCGAACAGAAUACAUGUCAAAAGUGUGCACACAUCUACGCGAGGUGGUGGACGUUAUCACCCAGUUUCAGCGGUUCUUGGGUCCGGAGCUGAAAACUGUCACGCGGUACCACAAAGGCAUCGAUCGCCUGAAUCGGGACAUCCAGGCCUUGGCUAGAAGUUUCGACGUCCUCGGCGACACCGGCUUCGACGAGAGCAGCGCAGCUGCCUGGGAGAAGCUUCUAGCCAAUUUCAGGCAGCAGAUCACGGAGGUGGAAGCGAAAUCUCUGCAUUUUCUUGACACAAGAUUCAAAAACCUUCGGUCCGCUGUGGGGGCCUUCACGAUGCUCAAAAACUUUAGCACGAUUGAAAGCCGCCCAGUCAUAAACGCGAAACUCCGCGAAAAGUUCGUCGAUAUUCUAAAACAGUUUGGAAAUGAGGUGGACGCUGUGCGAGAGGAAUUUGAAGCCGGCAAAGAGAAUCCUCCCCUCGCAAAAGGAUACCCCAGGGUAGCGGGCUCCAUCGCUUGGGCACGAACGUCUUUGCAGCGGCUGAAAGAGUCUGUGCUGCAGUUCAAGUGCAUGCCCGCUUUCUUUCAAGGCAACGACGCCGAGGCGGUCUUCACAAACUACCUCAAUCUCGCUCGUCAGCUGGUUGCGUACCAGGAGGCCGUCUUCAAAAAGUGGCAGGUUCGGACAAGCAACGCCGUGGCGCAUUGCUUGAAAAUGAACAUCUUGAGAAAGAAUGCAGACGGCAAGUAUGAGGUCAACUUCGCUCCCGAGCUGUGGGUGGUCAUGCAAGAGGCCCGCUUUCUCAACCAGAUGGGCGGGAACGACAUUCCGCACACAAUUCUCAAUGUCGCUCUGCAAAAGGAAAAAUACAUCGAAAACUGCGGGCUGCUCGACCAGAUGCUCCAGCACCUCGCCUCCGCCCGCGAGGGCAUGCCACCCUUUCAGGAGAGGCUGCUAAUAAACCAUCUGGAAAAAUUGGAUAAGUGGCUCCAGCCCGGUUUAAACUCGCUGAACUGGACCUCCCUAGGCUCGGAGGAGUUCAUCAGCAACUGCAACAAAGCCGUAACGGCUUUUCGGACGCUCCGAGAUCAGGUGGAAAAGAACGCCGAGAUCAUAGGCGAAGUUGUGCAAGCAAUUGAGGAUGCGCAGUUGGUCAGAAACCUCGAGUGGAACCCCGAGGAGCCGUUCAAUAUUCAGGAAUUCUACGAGUACUUUGAGAAACACCGAGCAGCGGUCGUCGACGACCUCCAAACAAAGUACGAGUCGAUUACCUCGUACAUCAUCAAAAUCGAAGAGAUCAUUGAGGGGACGAUGACCGGGACCAGCGAGGCGAUGGCUGAGUACUACAACUACUGGGAAAGACGAAUCUUCAAUGCCAUCUCGACGAUGCUCAUUCGAGACGUCAACGUAUUUGUUUUCCUCCCAGGGACAAGUGCCCUACGCGCCCUCUUCUCUCUCAAUCCAACUGGGAGCCGCCUGCCGCCUCUCAUCACGGUGAGCGCGGACUUCAAUCAAGCGGAGGUGGUGGUGCACGGCUCAACGCAAGCUAUCUUCAAAAUCAUUUCGCGUCUGAUGCAAAAUAUUCUCUACUCCGCCACCCGCUUUGUUCGGUGGAUGAACGGCACCUGCAAAUGUGUCCCUUCUCAACUGGGGCAAGAAGAGGAGUCCCAAGCUCCGCCUUUUACAUUCUACUCGGAGAUUUCCAGAGUGCCUGCGCUGAUCGACAUGACUGUCGCCACCCACCAAGCCAUCCAGAAGGUGUUUCAGAACAUCUCAAAGUAUGUCCGGAGCUGGAAGAAAUACGACACACAAUGGGGGCUGUGGGACCUCAAGAGGAAAGCCGACCUGGAGAAGCUCGUGGACAAGAGACCAAGGAUUGUUUACUUCGAUGUACACAUCUCAGCCUACAAAAAGCUCGCAGCCGAGUUGAGCGCUCUCCCGACUACGAAGGUUGUCGGCUUCCUCCAGAUCGACGCCUCCGUCGUUGUGAGGGGGUUUCGGGCGCAGGCGCUCGAGUGGGUGAAUGAGUACGGCCGCGUUCUGAAUCAGAUUGCAACCAGGGAACUGCAGCAGUUGACCCAGCUGGUCGACACGAGUCUAGCUAACCUCGAACAGAACCCCGACUCGAUGGAAGCCUUCAAGUUCCUCUUGAGCGAGAUCAGCACGGUGAAAAGCAUCUCCAUGGACACCGAAAUCCGCAUCGCCGACGUCCAGGCCAUGUGCCGGACGCUCCACGUGCACGACUGCUACAUCGAAGAGGCACAGAUGAAGCAGCAGGCCGAGCUGGCGACUGCGUGGCAGAGAGUGAAGACUCUCGCGCUGGCGAAGGAGAAGCAGCUGGAGCGGAAAAAAGAAGUUUUCGCGCAGGAAAAGAAGGCCGAGGUCCUCGCCUUCGCCGCAGAAUGCAAGGCUUUCCUCACGCGAUUCAAACAAGCGGGUCCGGGGGCGGCGGCCGUGGAGCUCGAUGAGGGAGUCGCCCUUCUGGCCUCGUACAGCGAGGAACUUUCGAGGUUCCAGGCGCAGCGCGACGCCCUCUCGAAAGCCGAAGUUUUGUUUUCCUUGCCCCUCACCACGUUUCCCGAGUUGGACCAAAUUCGCAGUUCAGUGCAGCUCCUGCAAGUCGUCUAUCACCUCUACGUCGAACAUACGAAUGCAGUCCUGGAGUGGUCUAACGUACCCUGGGCGACCUUCGACGUGCAGGAACUGCAACGCGGCACCGACGAAUUCACCAAAAGACUGCGAAGACUUCCGAAGGAUUACCCCGCUCUCGCAGAACUUCCUACGUAUCAGAAACUGACUCAAGCGAUCGCGCGCUUUCGAAACUCCGUGCCUUUGAUUGAGAGGCUGAAGACCGACGCCAUGAGGCCGCAGCAUUGGCGGCAGUUAAUGGCACUGGCAGGGUGCGAAUUCGAGGUCGACAGCAAAAAGUUCAAACUGCAAAAUGUCUUCGACCUGGACCUCUCCAGGUUCCCGGACCAGGUUCAAAAUACGCUGCAGAUUGCUCAGGAAGAAAUGAAGCUGGAGAAAGACAUCGCCAAGAUUGAGAGUUGCUGGCGGUCCCAGACACUCGACAUGUGCCGCUACAAAACCGAAGAACAGAGCUUCGUGCUCCGGGCGAAUGAAGAGUUGCGCGUGACUCUCGAAGACCACAUUCUCCAGCUACAGUCGAUGGUGGGAUCUCGAUUCGCUUCCGUCGUGAUUGAAAAAAUCAAAAAGUGGGAGAAGACGCUCAACACGAUCCGAGAAGUCUUCGAAGCGUGGCUGCAGGUGCAACGGAAGUGGAUCUACUUGGACGGCAUCUUCACUGAAUCCGUCGAUAUUCGGCUUCAACUGCCCGACGAGGCGAAAAAAUUCGAUGUCGUGCGUCGGCAGUUCCUCUCCAUUUUGUCGCAAACUGCGCAAAAUCCAAGUGUCUUGUCCGCCUGCUGUGCGGAGAACCGUCUGCAAGACCUGAAGGCUCUCUCAGCGGAGCUAGACCGGAGUCAGAGAUCUCUCUCAGACUACCUUGAUGCCAAACGCAUGACCUUCGCUCGAUUCUGCUUCAUUUCCGACGACGAACUUCUCUCGGUGCUCGGCUCGAGCAGCCCCCUGGCCAUCCAGCCCCUGAUGCUGAAACUUUUCGACAACUGCAAAGAACUGAUUCUCGAGGCUGACACUCAGGCAAGGAAAGCGCUUCCAAACCGAACGGCUCGAGGAGAGGAGACGCGGCCAGGCGGGGGGACGCGAGAGCCCACUCGAGUCGCCGGCAUGGUUUCCGAAGAAGGCGAGUCCUUCAGAUUCCACGAGGUAGUUACGGCAGAAGGCCCCGCCGAGGAGUGGGUGAAAAAUGUUGACGAGGCCAUGAAGCGAACUCUCCACCGGACCACGAAAGCCGGAGUGUACCACUACGCGUACAAGACCAGGACGCAGUGGGUGCUCGAACAGCUCGGCAUGGUCACCUGCGUGGGGUCUCAAAUUUGGUGGACGUGGCGCGUCGAAGACGCGUUUCGGCGCGUUGGCCGUGGCAGCAAGCAUGCGCUGAAGGAAGAAGCUGAAAAGCAGACGCAACAGCUGACCGACCUCAUCGAGUUGGUGCGACAGCCCCUCGAUCCGCGCGCGCGCAGAAAGGUCAACACACUCAUCAUUCUGGAUGUCCACGCCCGAGAUUUGGUUGACAGGUUCGUGCGCGACGCGAUUUUCAACACGCGGGAGUUUGAGUGGGAAAGCCAGCUGCGUUUUUACUGGGAGAAGGAGGCCGACGACAUUGCCGUCCGGCAGUGCGCCGGCGAAUUUGGGUACUCGUACGAAUACGAAGGUCUAAACGGCCGCCUGGUCAUCACCCCGCUCACCGACCGCUGUGUCAUGACACUCACCACCGCGCUGAGUUUCUACCUCGGCGGCGCGCCUGCGGGGCCUGCCGGAACUGGAAAAACAGAAACUGUCAAGGAUCUGGCAAAGUCCCUCGCAAUCCGCUGCGUGGUCCAGAACUGCGGAGACGGCCUCGACUAUAAGGCGAUGGGAACCAUCUUCUCAGGGUUGGUGCAGACUGGUUUCUGGGGCUGCUUUGACGAGUUCAACAGAAUCAACCCCGAAGUGCUCUCGGUUGUGACGGAGCAAAUCCGGACGAUCCAAAUGGGCCUGCAGCAGGAGCGAACUUCGAUCGAGUUGCUCGGGAAGAGUCUCACGCUCGUCCCCACAAUUGGCAUCUUUGUGACGAUGAAUCCAGGCUACGCGGGGAGGUCGGAGCUGCCGGACAACUUGAAGGCUCUGUUCCGGCCUGCCACGAUGAUCGUUCCAGACCUGGUCAUGAUCUGCGAGAACAUGCUCAUUUCCGAGGGGUUCGUCCACGCUCGAGAGCUCGCCCGGAAAAUGACGGUUCUCUACACCUUGGCCAAAGCGCAGCUGUCGAAGCAACACUUUUACGACUUUGCACUGCGCGCCUUAAAGGCGGCUCUCGUCACGGCCGGCGCCCUUCGCAGUUCCUGCCCCGACUUGCCAGAAGAAAUGAUUCUAAUGCGAGCGCUGCGUGACAUGAACAUCCCGAAACUCGUCAAGCAAGACGUGCCGCUCUUCGUGGGCCUCCUCGGGGACCUCUUCCCCGGCUUGGAGUGCCCCGACGGCGGCAACAGCCAGCUCAAACGGGCAAUCGAAGAGGAACUCACCGCGAGGCGCUUCCGGUCCAAGUACACGGACUUGUUCGAUCUCCAAGUGGACAAAGUGAUUCAACUGUACGAGACGAUGAACAGCCGGCACUCGACGAUGCUGGUAGGGGCCACAGGUGGCGGCAAAACGGUGAUAAUCAACACCCUCGCCGCUGCGCAGAAGGCGGCCUUUGAUUGCCCCGUCAAGUUGUUCGUCAUCAAUCCAAAGGCGCAAAGCACCAACGAACUCUACGGAGUCCUCGACCCGGUGUCUCGAGACUGGACGGACGGGCUGCUGUCGAAGAUCUUCCGAGAGAUCAACCAGCCGCUUCCUGCAGGGAAGAGCGAGCGGCGCUACGUGGUUUUUGACGGCGACGUCGACGCCGUCUGGGUUGAGAACAUGAACUCCGUUAUGGACGACAACCGCCUGCUGACGCUGUCGAACGGCGAGAGAAUUCGCCUCGAGAAACACUGUGCGCUUCUCUUUGAAGUCGACGAUCUCCAGUAUGCCUCGCCAGCAACUAUUUCGCGCUGCGGCAUGGUCUACGUGGACCCUCGGAACUUGGGCGUCGGGCCGUACUUUGACAAAUGGGUCCGUGGGAAGAACUCCGAAGUCGCGACUGAGACUCUCGAAUACCUGUUCGACAAAUACAUGCAGCCGUGCAUCGACUUUGUCCUGAAACAAAAACGAACAGACGACCUGGGACCCGCGCCCGUCCUCACCGUCCCGAGGACCGACCUCAAUCUGGUUCAGCAAAUGUGUCACUUGAUCGACAUCCUUCUCCCAGAAGACGCCGUCCACAGCGCGGCCCCGGAUCGCCUCGAGAGUGUUUUUCUCUUCGCCUUGGUCUGGUCGUUCGGCGUCGCUCUUGUUGGAGACGAGUGGCCGAGGUUUGAUUCGUUUCUUAGAAAAAUCGCGAACAAGGCACUUCCUAGAGAGAGUCUGUUUGACUGCACGUACGACGUCGCCAGCGGAAAGUGGCUUACCUGGGAGUCUCAGGUCCAGCCGUACAGUCCGCCGGGUGAUGUCGAGUUCACAACCAUCUUCGUGCCCACAAUGGACACAGAGAGAUACGCCACGCUUCUCGACGGCUUCGGCCGCCACUCUCUUCCAGUUCUCUUCAUCGGGGAUUCUGGGACUGCAAAGUCGGUCCAGAUGCAGAACUGGCUGGCGUCGCUAGAUUCCCAAAAGGUUGUGCACGUGCAGAUCAACCUCUCGAGUCGCACGACGUCUCUCGACCUCCAGCGCACCAUCGAGGACAAUGUUGACAAGCGAACGGGGCGGAUCUUCGGGCCUCCUUCGGGGAAACUGCUGAAGCUCUUCAUUGAUGAUUUGAGCAUGCCAAAAGUGGACACCUACGGCACCCAGCAGCCGCUCGCGCUUUUGAAGUUUGUGAUGGAACGCAUGAGCAUGUACGAGAGAGGCGGCGACUUGGAGGAAAUCGUGUUGAAAGAUUUGUCCUUUUUGGCGGCAAUGAAUCCACCAGGCGCUGGCGCAAACCGCCUCGACCCUCGAGUCAUUUCGCGCUUCUCCUGCUUCCACAUCACGUUCCCGUCGCGAGCCUCAGUUCAUCGAAUCUACUCCUCCAUCCUCUCGUACAAAUUCUCCAACUUCCCAGAGGCCGUGCAAAAAGCGGCGGAGGCGCUCCCGGCGGCCAGUCUCCGCGUGUACGAAGGCGUAGUUGCUCAGCUCGCGCGCACGCCGACGAAGUUCCACUACGUGUUCAACCUGCGCGAUCUUUCGCGAGUUUACCAGGGGCUGUGGCGGGCGAAACCUGAAGCGGUCGGCGACGCCAAAGCUCUCGUUCGCCUCUGGAGACACGAGUGCCUUCGCGUGUUUCAGGAUCGGCUGCUGGAGACUGAGGAGCGGGCGUUCGUAGACGACGAACUUCUGGGGAAAAUCUUGAAGGAAUGCUUUCCAGAGGAGGCAGCGAGCGCGGCGCAAAAUCCGAUUUUGUGGGGCGACUUCCGAACGGCCAUUAACAUCCUUCAGCUCUCGGACAGCCCUGCCACUGAGGAGAGAACCUACGAAGACCUGAGCGACCUCGCGUCGCUGCGGAAGAUCCUGGAAGAGCUACUGGACAGUUACAACGAGGAGAACAGCUGCCGCCUGCAGAAUGUGAUGUUCGAGGACGCGAUUUCGCACAUUGUCCGCAUCCACAGAAUUCUGCGAAUGAGCCGAGGCCACGCCCUCCUUAUCGGGACUGGCGGGUCUGGAAAGCGGAGCCUAACGCAGCUAGCCACCUACAUCGCUGGGUACAAACUCUUCCGCCUCACGUCGGCGCGGAAUUACGGGGAGGCGGAGCUGCGAGAGGAUCUCCGCGCGUUGCUCUCGGCUGCAGCUGUCGCACCCCACACGUUUCUGUUUGCGGACUCGGACAUUGUCGAGGAGAGUUUCCUGGAAAGCAUCAACAAUCUGUUGACGAUUGGCACGGUCCCGGCGUUGUUUGCGGAGGCAGACAAGGAGAGCGUGACGGGAAAACUUCGGCAGCAGGCGGCGGAGAAAGGGGUUCUCGAAGACGCGCUCUGGACAUUCGCCCUUGCCCGGAUCCGGGCCAACCUGCACGUGGCGCUGGCGAUGUCGCCUGCAGGGGACGCGUUGAGGACGCGGUGUCGAAACUUUUCCGGUCUGAUUUCCUGUACCAGCAUCGACUUGUUCACUUCCUGGCCUCGCGCGGCUCUCAAAGAAGUCGCGCGCAGUCUCCUCAAAGACGCGGUGCUCCCCGAGCAAGCACGCGGCGACAUCGAAGACUUCAUGGUCGAAGCCCACCUCAGCGCCGCCACCUGCUACGCACCCGAGUUUGAGAGGAAAGUGGGGAGGAAGAUCUUCGCCACGCCGAAAAACUACAUCGACUUCAUCAACAUAUACGCGGGAAACCUAGCCACAAAGAGACGCGAACUAGACACGCUCGCGGAUCGCCUCGAGGGCGGCCUCUCCAAGAUGGCCAACGCGACCGAGGCAGUGAAAGUGAUGAACCAGGAGCUGGCUGAGAAGAAAAUCAUUGUCGAUGAGCGACGAAGAAACGUCGAAAACCUGAUCAACGACAUCGAAGAAAAGAGUGCGAAAGCAAGCAGAAGACAGGAAGAGGCAACGGCCGCCGCGCAACAGAUUUCCGAGGACCAAAUCGUCAUCACCCGCGAGAAGCAGUCCGCAGACGAGGCGCUGGCGGCGGCGAUUCCUGCGUUGGAAGCUGCAGCGCGUGCGCUGGAAAACUUGGACAAGAAAGACAUCACGGAAAUCAAGGCGUUUGCCACUCCGCCGAAACCCGUCAUGUACGUCUGCAUGUGCGUUGUCGUCUUGAGGCCGCUGGGGAAGGAGAAUGAAGCGGAGGGGUGGAAUGGAGCCAAGGCGAUGCUCAACGACGUCAAUUUCCUCAAGGCGUUAAUUGACUACCCAAAGGACACAAUCACAGACAAGCAAGUGAAGAAGAUUGCGGAGUACUUUAACAAGGAUCCGGAGAGUUUCACGGGUGACAAGAUGGCGAAGAUUUCCAAGGCGGGGAACGGGCUGCUGACGUGGGUGAAGGCGAUGAUUGACUAUCACCACGUGGCGAAGAGCGUGGAGCCCAAGCGGAAGUCCGUCGAAGAUUUGUCGGUGCGGAAGGCGCAAGCGGAGCGGGAUCUGGAGAGGAUCCAUCUCGAGCUCGGCCAGCUAACCGAGCAAAUUGGUGCGUUGCAGAAGGACCAGGAAGAGCAGGAGACGCGUCUCCACGAAAUUCAGACGGAGGCGGCCUUGAUGGAGAAGCGCCUGACGGCUGCGUGCCACUUGAUUGAGGGCCUCGAUUCCGAGAGGCUGCGGUGGACGGCGGAUCUCCGCGCCUGCGGAAAGAAACGCGACGACCUCGUCGGGAACUGCUUAAUCGGCGGAGCCUUCCUCGCAUAUGCUGCGCCCUUCACCUUUGAAUUUCGACAGCAAAUGGUCUACGAGCACUGGACCCAGGCCAUCGCGGAACGCGGCAUCCCCUGCACAGAAAACUUCCGACUGGAAGUUCUGCUGACCAGCGACGCAGAAGUGGCCAAGUGGAAUGGCGAAGGCCUCCCCGGAGACGAAAUGUCCAUCCAAAAUGGGAUUUUAACGACUCGCGCGGCUCGAUGGCCCCUUUGCAUCGAUCCCCAGAUGCAAGCAGUGAACUGGAUCAAGCGCCAUGAAGAAGCGAACGGACUUGUCAUCAAAUCGUUUUCGGAUGACUACCUGAAGUUCCUGGAGCUGGCGGUUCAGUACGGGAAGCCCUUUCUCUUUGAAAAUGUGGAACACGAACUCGACCCUCUCAUCGACCCUCUUCUCGAGAGAACCUGGACGAAGAACAAAUCCCAAGAAACGCUUGUCCUCGGUGGAAAAGAAAUUGAGUGCAGCCCUGCCUUUUCCUUGUACUUGACGACGAAGCUGGCGAAUCCUCGCUUUUCUCCAGAAACGAUGGGACAGACAGUGGUGAUCAACUACGCCGUCACCAUGGCGGGUUUAGCGGAGCAACUUCUGGGACACGUGGUCGGGUUCGAGUUGCCCGAGCUGGAAACGGAGCGGCAGGAACUCGUGCAAAACAUGAGUGACUGCCACCAAAUGAUGAAACACCUCGAAGACGUCAUUCUCCACGAGCUCGCGGUCUCUAAGGGCAGUAUUUUGGACAACCAAGACUUGAUUCAAACGCUGCAGACGACGAAGGCGAAGGCGACGGAAAUCACGAGAUCCUUGGAAGAGGCGAAGAAGACCGCGGCGCAGAUCGAGAAGGCGAGUCUCUUUUCUUCUCAGAGCGGAAAAUAUUUUUCAAGACACACACACGCAAGCCCGCAUGCAUCGCCCUCAGGCUUCCGGCAAAAAUCUCGCCAAGAAUACUACAGCGUCGCCAAGAGGGGAUCGAUCAUGUAUUUCGCGAUGAGCAGCCUCCGAAAUAUCUCCAGUAUGCUCGAAUACUCACUCGCCUCCUACCUAGCAAUUUUCCAAGCUGCACUCCGCGAGGCACGGCCAGAUCGGAUCCUUGAAAAUCGCCUGAAAAACGUCGUGGAAAAAAUCACCCAGCUCUCCUACGACUAUGUCUGUUUAGGCCUGUUUGAGCGGGACAAGUUGAUGUACACGUUCCACAUGACGACAAUGAUCAUGGACGGCGAAGGCGUGCUCGACCGCGGAGAACUGGAGUUUUUCUUCAUGGGAAAUCCCACGUUUGAUCAGCUACCGGAAAAGCCUGCUCGUCUCGCCUGGCUCCCCGACAGCAGCUGGAAAGAUCUGCUGCGGCUCGACGAGUUGAACGCCUCCUUCAGGGGCAUUCUCGAGAGCCUCCUAACUGAGACCGAGGCGUGGAAAGCAUGGAACGACUUGGAGAACCUCGAAUCAACGCCCCUUCCAGCAGAGAGGUGGAAUCAAAAGUUGUCGCCUUUCCAGAAGCUUCUCGUCGUCCGCGUUUUUCGCGUCGACCGCGUGCCAGCGGCUCUCAAAAACUUCAUCGCCUGGAGGCUGAACGAACACUACGUCCAGUCGCCGACUCUACAAUACUCCAAAAUCCUUGCGCAGUCGUCGGCCUACUGCCCGAUCUUGCUGAUUCUUUCGCCAGGCGCCGAUCCGCAGAGCGACAUUUACAAGCUGGCUGCAGCGCGCGGCUUCACCGGCAACAGGUUUCGCUUCCUCGCUCUCGGGCAAGGCAUGGCGCCGCUCGCACAGAAACACAUCGAGAAAGGGUGUCAGCGCGGCUGCUGGGUUUUGCUGCAAAACUGUCAUUUGCUCGCGUCCUGGCUCAAGACGCUUGCCAAGCUUCUUGAAGGCAUUCAGAAACCCCACAAGGAUUUCCGACUCUGGCUGACGACGCAGCCUAUCGACGAGUUUCCCAUGAGCAUCCUGCAGAACUCUCUGAAGGUCGUGACCGAGCCACCAGACGGCCUGCGGCCGAACCUACAGGGCUCGUACGCGAAGCUGACUGAAGACGCGCUCCAGGAGAGCUCGCACCCUGCCUAUCCGUCUCUCGUCUACGUCCUCUCUUUCUUCCAUGCUGUUGUACAGGAGCGCCGGAAAUACGGGAAAAUUGGAUGGAAUGUGGCGUACGACUUCAACGAAGCAGAUUUGGCGAUUUCCCGACGUCUCGUUGCGAUGUAUUUGGACAAGUCGCUGGACAGCGGAGACGCUUUACCGUGGAGCACACUGCGCUAUCUCAUCGGCGAGGCCAUGUACGGAGGCCGCGUCACUGACGACUGUGACAGACGCGUCCUCGUUACUUAUUUGGAAGAAUACAUGGGCGACUUCAUCUUCGACUCCUACCAACCGUUCUACUUUUGCCAAUCCGGUUUCAACUAUGCCAUUCCCGCUCCAGGACCUCUCGCGGCCUACCAGGACUACAUCAAGGAGCUUCCUCUGUUCAAUACGCCGGAGGUUUUUGGUCUCCACGAGAAUGCGCAGAUCGGCUACUUUGUCGAUGCAUCGAAGAAGCUGUGGGAAGGCAUUUUGAAGAUGAAUUUUUCUGGAAGCAUAGGUUCUUCUGGAGGCAGCGCGAUGCGAGAAGAACACAUUGAUGCAAUUGUGACGGGGAUCCAAGAGAAACUCGGAUUCGAUGACCUGGUCUUUGAAAAGCCCGAGGGCGGCUACUCGACCACAGAGGUCGUCCUCAUGCAGGCAAGCGAACGCGACAAGAAACGAGAAAGAGCUGAAACGCGACAGAGUGGGACUGGCCAGCGGUGCUCACUCGAAAUUGAGAGGUUCAAUAUUCUGGUGGAUCGCAUGCGCACGAGCCUGAACGAUCUACGUCGCGCGCUUCGAGGCGAAAUCGGCUUAUCUGCGGAACUCGAAGACUUCGCCAACUUCCUGCUCACGGGCUUCCUGCCCCGCGACUGGGCGCGGCUGGCCCCCGCCAGCCUGAAGCCUCUGGGGUCUUGGCUCUCCCACUUCUUGCGGCGCUACGACCAGUACAGAAGGUGGAUUGACAAGCCUCCGCCGGUGUCGUUUGCGGUCCUCCCUUUCCCUCUUCCAUUCACUCAGGGCGAGCCGUGGUGCUUUUGGCUCAGCGGCCUGCACAUCCCAGAAUCUCUUCUCACUGCGCUGAUUCAAGCGACGUGCCGCAAGCGAGGCUGGUCACUCGACAAGUCCUCGCUUCUCACGCAAGUCACAAAGCUCACUUCUCCCGACCAAAUCCCCAAAAAGUUGGAGCACGGAACCUAUUUAACAGGCCUCUACCUGGAGGGAGCGCGGUGGGAUAUUGAGGAAGGCCGUCUGGCGCGUCAAAAUCCGAAAGAACUCACCAUGGAAAUGCCCCUGAUUCAAGUCACUCCUGCAGAGAGCCAUAAAGUAAAACUGCGAGACACACUCAAAACGCCUGUGUACGCGACUCAAAACCGACGAAACGCCAUGGGGGAAGGCUGGAUUUUUGACGUCAAUCUCCACACCAAAGAGCACCCCUCUCUCUGGAUCCUCUCGGGCGUCGCCUUGGUGUUGCAAACAGACGAGUAA